GGCUGACAACGUCGGCAGCAUUGUCGACUUGAGCGCUCUAAAGCCCGAAUCAGGAAAACUGGAUCUGUUCAUCGUGAAUUGCCAAGUUCCUUCCUACCAGCCCUCCAACCCUCUCUGGGGAGAGAAACAAGGGGACGGCCCAGGCUUCAACUUUGUCACAUACUUUGCUAUUCCUCCAGCCGUUCGAGAAAUGCUCGACGCACCAGGAGAAUCAUCGCUGCAAGCAGUUCGGGUACGUAAAGUAUUGCAGAAUGGCUUGAGGCAAAGCGUAUGGCUUAACAGUAACGCUGCGUGUGUGAUUUCCAGCUUCUUAAAGAUUUUAUGCAGCCUCAAAGUUGGGUGAGCGAGCGAUUCAAAGCGAUUGGCAUCGUGGUGAAUCCUCAGGAACAAAAUCUGGGGCGAGCUGAGCGACGUUUGCUCGAAACCUACAACGGCCAGCCGAUUCUUACUCGGCCUCAGCAUCGCUUUUACCGAGGAGAUGGCUACUUUGAAGUGGACGUGGACGCCCACGACUUCAACUACAUCGCGCGCAAAGGACUAGUUGGGGUUUCUACUCAUGCGUGCAACAUGAUCCUGGACUUUGGCUUCGUUCUGGAAGGCCAGGAAGACAACGAGCUGCCAGAACAAAUUCUGGGCUGUGUCCGACUCUGCAAAGUGGACUUACGCCAAGCACCAUGGCUCUCUUAGACUAGUGAUGUAAUUCAUCAAUAAAUAUAUUAUAUAACCGUA
Molecule: messenger RNA, 729 nt
Organism: Phytophthora infestans T30-4
Lineage: Eukaryota; Oomycota; Peronosporomycetes; Peronosporales; Peronosporaceae
Exons: 3
Coding region: 322-687 (121 amino acids)
Source: RefSeq, a predicted model, not a curated record